Miniopterus natalensis is the source of this 8649-nucleotide messenger RNA. The record is from RefSeq and is a predicted model, not a curated record. Lineage: Eukaryota; Metazoa; Chordata; Mammalia; Chiroptera; Miniopteridae.
GCUUCACCACAUUAUGCAGAUGUACUGUGAGUUACUUGAGCAAUUACUGAUGAGCAUCUAGAUUGAUGUCAUCCUUUGCUGUUAUAGAUGAUGCUGUAUCUGUAUUCUGACACUCAUGUGCAUGUUCCUUUAAUUGUAUUGCAUCGCUACUCUCAGUCCUUGUUCAAGCCGUAGGUAAACCUUGUCACUCCAGCCAUUUCAUCCCUCAGCGACAGGUUUUGAGAGAAUUAAAUGUCCAAGUUCACAUUGCUAAUAAUUAACAGAACAAGCACGUGAAUACUUUUUCUUGUUUUCCUUUGCAAGUGAUGUGCUUUUUUUUUUUUUUGACAAACUAGAGCAUACCCAAAACAAAACAGGGUAAUUAGGUGACUGGGGAAAGGGUCUUUGAGGAAGUCACAGGACUGAGGCCUAAAUGACAAGAAGGAGAUAUCUAUAUCUGUCUAUAGACAUCUUUAUGUAACAUGAGUGGUGAUUACUUCUAAUGAAAAUAGGCUCCCAUAGAUGAUAGUGAGCAAUGUUUCACAUCCCAGUGGUACAACUUACAAACUAUUUUACUCAAACUCUCUGAACCUCAGUUUCCUCGUCUACAAAGUAGAGAUAGUAAACCUACCUCACAGGGCUAUUAGGAUGGUUAGAAUGUAGGCAAAGUUGUUUAGCAUCGACUCAUCACAGGCUUGCAACACACCCUGAGUGAGAUUUCAUGAUGCUCCACGUAAGGAAAACAGAAUGGCUUUCUUGAGUUAGUGAUUUCCCUACCAGUGGGGACAUUUAAGUAGACCUUAGGUGACUAUUUUCAGUGUAUGAUAGAAGACAUUCAUGCAUUAAGUGAGAAAUAAGACAGUUUAUCCUCAGAGGUUCUUUCUGUGUCCCACGUUGUGAUAAGUACUGUCUCUAGAGUCCUAGUCCACAGUUUUGGAAAUAAACCCAGGCAUCUGUUUUAAAGCAUAAAGCUGCCUUCUGGACUAGUGAUUUAAAACCUUUUUAAAGCAACAAUACCCUUUUUCUAAAGAAAUAUUAUGUUGAAGUCUAAUUUGUGAUGUCUAAAAUUGGAGCCGCUAGGUGAAGUUAAUGAGAGGUUGCUGUUGAAUUGUUCACUUAUUAAUCCCUUGUAUUUGCAUAUAUUUUAAUACUUACUAAAGCACUCUUAAAGUUAUCUUUUAUCAUUAUAACUACUACUUUAUAUAAUUUUAUAGAUUAAGAAAUAGGCACAGAGAGGUUAAGUAACUUGUCCUUAUCAUUCGGUAAUCCAUAAUGGAGCUAGAACUAUAACCUAGGACUCUACCUCCUAAAUCAGUGGGGUUUCCCCCCCAAUUCAAGAUACUGCUUUAUCAGUUAAUUACUUUAUAGCUUUUAUUUAUUUUUUCUUUUAUAGGGUUAAUUAUUUAAAUUGUAAAGAAUUUCAACAUUCUUGGAGACUUCUGCAAAGGAUCUUUUUCAGUUUUGCUCAAGAGAAGGCUCUGAAUCUAUCAGGUCGCUCUUAAAGUCCUUUGUGUGGGUUAUACAUAUAGAUGUUUUCAUGAAGAGAAGUGAAAAGCCAGAAGGUUAUAGACAAAUGCGGCCUAAGACCUUUCCUGCCAGUAACUACACUGGCAGCAGCCGGCAAAUGUUGCAAGAAAUUCGGGAAUCCCUUAGGAAUUUAUCCAAACCAUCUGAUGCUGCAAAGGCUGAGCAUAACAUGAGUAAAAUGUCAAUUGAAGAUCCUCGACAAGUCAGAAAUCCACCCAAAUUUGGGACUCAUCAUAAAGCCUUGCUGGAAAUUCGAAACUCUCUACAACCAUUUGCAAAUGAAACAAGUCGGAGUACUUCAGAGGUUAAUCCACAAAUGCUUCAGGAUUUACAAGCUGCUGGAUUUGAUGAGGAUAUGGUUAUACAAGCUCUUCAGAAAACUAAUAACAGAAGUAUAGAAGCUGCAAUUGAAUUCAUUAGCAAAAUGAGUUACCAAGAUCCUCGACGGGAACAGAUGGUUACAGCAGCUGCCAGGCCUAUUAAUGCCAGUUUGAAACCAGGGAGUGUGCAACAAUCUGUUAACCGCAGACAAAGCUGGAAAGGUUCUAAAGAAUCCUUAGUUCCUCAGAGACAUGGCCCACCACUAGGAGAAAGUACAGCCUAUCGUUCUGAAAGUCCCAACUCGCAGAUAGAUGUAGGAAAACCUUUGUCAGGAUCUGGUAUAACAGCAUUUGCUCAGGCUCACCCUAGCAAUGGACAGAGAGUAAACCCUCCACCACCUCCUCAAGUAAGGAGUGUCACUCCUCCACCCCCCACAAGAGGCCAGACUCCCCCUCCAAGGGGUACAACUCCACCUCCCCCCUCAUGGGAACCAAACUCUCAAACAAAGCGCUAUUCCGGGAAUAUGGACUACGUCAUGUCCCGAAUCUCUCCUGUUCCAUCUGGAGCCUGGCAGGAGGGCUAUCCACCACCUCUGAACACGUCCCCAAUGAAUCCUCCGAAUCAAGGACAGAGAGGGCUUAGUUCUGUUCCUGUGGGCAGACAACCAAUCAUCAUGCAGAAUUCUAACAAAUUUAACUUCCCACCAGGGAGACCUGGAAUUCAGAAUGGUAGUGGUCAAACUGAUUUUAUGAUACACCAAAAUGUCCCUGCUGGUGCAGUGAAUCGGCAGCCACCCCCUCCGUAUCCUCUGACCCCAGCUAAUGGACAAAGCCCUUCUGCUCUACAAACAGGGGGAUCUGCUGCUCCUUCAUCAUAUACAAAUGGAAAUAUUCCUCAAUCUAUGAUGGUGCCAAAUAGAAAUAGUCAUAACAUGGAACUCUAUAACAUUAGUGUCCCUGGACUGCAAACAACUUGGCCUCAGUCAUCUUCAGCUCCAGCCCAGUCGUCCCCAAGCACCGGGCAUGAAAUCCCUACAUGGCAACCUAACAUACCAGUGAGGUCAAAUUCUUUUAAUAACCCACUAGGAAAUAGAACAAGUCAUCCUGCUAAUUCUCAGCCUUCAGCUACAACAGUCACUGCUAUUACACCAGCUCCAAUUCAACAACCCGUGAAAAGCAUACGCGUGUUAAAACCAGAACUACAGACUGCUUUAGCACCUACUCACCCUUCUUGGAUACCACAGCCAAUUCAAACUGUUCAACCUAGUCCUUUUUCUGAAGGUACCACUUCAAAUAUAACUGUUAUGCCACCUGUUGCUGAAGCUCCAAACUAUCAAGGUCCACCACCACCUUAUCCAAAACAUCUGCUGCACCAAAACUCAUCUGUUCCUCCAUAUGAAUCAAUCAGUAAAAACAAAGAGGAUCAGCCGAGCAUGCCCAAGGAAGAUGAGGGUGAAAAAAGUUUUGAAAAUGUUGAGAGUGGGGAUAAAGAAAAGAAACAGAUUACAACUUCACCCAUCACCGUUAGGAAAAACAAGAAAGAUGAAGAGCGAAGGGAAUCUCGUAUUCAAAGUUAUUCUCCUCAGGCAUUUAAAUUCUUUAUGGAGCAACAUGUAGAAAAUGUUCUCAAAUCUCAUCAGCAACGUCUACAUCGUAAAAAACAAUUAGAGAAUGAAAUGAUGCGGGUUGGAUUAUCUCAAGAUGCCCAGGACCAAAUGAGAAAGAUGCUUUGCCAAAAAGAGUCUAAUUACAUCCGUCUUAAGAGGGCUAAAAUGGACAAGUCUAUGUUUGUGAAGAUAAAGACACUAGGAAUAGGAGCGUUUGGUGAAGUCUGUCUAGCAAGAAAAGUAGAUACUAAGGCAUUGUAUGCAACAAAAACUCUCCGAAAGAAAGAUGUUCUGCUUCGAAAUCAGGUUGCUCAUGUUAAAGCUGAGAGAGAUAUCCUGGCUGAAGCUGACAACGAAUGGGUAGUUCGUCUGUAUUACUCAUUCCAAGAUAAAGACAAUUUAUACUUUGUAAUGGACUAUAUUCCUGGAGGUGAUAUGAUGAGCCUACUAAUUAGAAUGGGCAUCUUUCCAGAAAAUCUGGCACGAUUCUACAUAGCAGAACUUACCUGUGCAGUUGAAAGUGUUCAUAAAAUGGGUUUUAUUCAUAGAGAUAUUAAACCCGAUAACAUUUUGAUUGAUCGUGAUGGUCAUAUUAAAUUGACUGACUUCGGCCUCUGCACUGGCUUCAGAUGGACACAUGAUUCUAAGUACUACCAGAGUGGUGACCAUCCACGGCAAGAUAGCAUGGAUUUCAGUAACGAAUGGGGUGACCCCUCUAACUGCCGAUGUGGAGAUAGACUGAAGCCACUAGAACGGAGAGCUGCACGCCAGCACCAGCGAUGUCAAGCACAUUCUUUGGUUGGGACUCCCAAUUACAUUGCACCUGAAGUGUUGUUACGAACAGGCUAUACACAGUUAUGUGACUGGUGGAGUGUUGGUGUAAUUCUUUUUGAAAUGUUGGUGGGACAACCUCCUUUUUUGGCACAAACACCAUUAGAAACACAAAUGAAGGUUAUCAACUGGCAAACAGCUCUUCAUAUUCCACCGCAAGCUAAACUGAGUCCUGAAGCCUCUGAUCUUAUAAUUAAACUUUGCCGAGGGCCAGAAGAUCGUUUAGGCAAGAAUGGUGCUGAUGAAAUAAAAGCUCAUCCAUUUUUUAAAACAAUUGAUUUCUCCAGUGACCUGAGACAGCAACCUGCUUCAUACAUUCCUAAAAUCACACACCCAACAGAUACAUCAAAUUUUGAUCCUGUUGAUCCUGAUAAGUUAUGGAGUGACGAUAAUGAGGAAGAAAGUGUAAAUGACACUCUCAGUGGAUGGUAUAAAAAUGGAAAGCACCCUGAACAUGCUUUCUAUGAAUUUACCUUUAGGAGGUUUUUUGAUGACAAUGGCUACCCAUAUAAUUAUCCAAAGCCUAUUGAAUAUGAAUAUAUUAAUUCGCCAGGCUCAGAGCAACAGUCAGAUGAAGAUGAUCAGCACACAGGCUCAGAGAUCAAAAAUCGUGAUCUAGUGUAUGUUUAAUACACUGGGAAAUAAUUGUAAUGAGGAUUUGCAGAAAGGCCUGAAAUGCAGGGGGUUUUGAGGCUCUGAGAAUAAAAUUAUGCAAAUAUGACAGAGCUGUUGGUGUGUUUGUGCUCUGUGCACAAUAUUUUAUGAUCCUAAAUUAUGGGAAAUCCUUUUAAAAUGUUAAUUUAUUCCAGCCUUUAUAAUCAGUAAUUUAGAAAAAAAAUGUUAUAAAUUAAAUUAUGAACUGAAUAUUUUAGUCAGUUCUUGGUACUUAAAGUACUGAAAAUAAAGAAAUAGCAUGCUUUGUUUAAAAGGAGAAGCCUGGUUAAUCUAUUUGUACAUAUACUAAAUAAUUUUAAAAGACAAGAGUUUUUGAAAUGUUUUUGAAAGACAGUUUUAUUUUGCUGUAACCAAAUAUGAAAUAUACCCCACAUUACAGGGCGCCCCCCCCCGCUCAUAAACCUUGUUUUUGGUACAAAAUAAGCUAUAGAAAUUAAGCCAUCAUGGUGGUGAGUGUUCUCAACUAACGAUAAUUGGUGUAAUUCAUGUCUUGGAACUAAGAAAUACAGGGUGAUAGGGUUGAAACAGGAUGCUUAUCAGAAGGGAAAAAUAGGUAAACAUUUAUUUCCUGCUGUGGAAUAUUCAAUAUAGCAUUUGUUGCUCAAGAAUUACUGGCAUUAAAAGAAGCAAAGCACUACCGUUUUUCUUUCCAUAUUGGUAUUUUUAAUGCUGCUUCCAGGUGGGGGUUUUGUUUUGUUUUUGUUUUUUGUUUUUGCAUUAUAUGAAAUUUUUAUUAUUUGGGUUGAUGUGUUAUACAUGAUUAUAGUCAAGGUUAUUUCACAUAAUAGCAGUCCUUGAAAUUUUUUCCUUGAUACUUAUUUUGGAGAUUCCUGUAGAUCUUAGAUUGCUACUCUGAGAAGACUUUUUAGGUCUCCUUUCUUCUUUAUAUCCAGAAAUUAGUUUGCUUUUGAAUUUAAAACCUCUAACAGGAGCAUAUUCUUCUGUCGUCUGUCCAUAGUUAUCUUGGAAAACACAUCAAUACCUUGCUGAAAAAGAAGCCUGACUAUAUUUAUGGAUACAGAUUUACAGCAAACAUGAAGGCUGUUCUUUUCAUCUUAUUAGACUACAUGUGUAUUUUCAUCUACUUACUAAAAAUUCCACCAUUUGCUGUUUGUGCUCUUCCAGUUUUAAAGGGGAACAAAGCUGCCAUGAAUCAAAAUUUCUUACACUAAAAGCUAAGAUUUUCCAUAUUUUUACUUUGAAAUUUAAAAAAUGAUUUCCACCAUCCUAAGCAGAGGUGGUUUUCAGUUUCAUAUGAAAGUUUUAUUAGAAAUUAUGGAUAUGCACUUGAAUAGUACUUUUUCUAUAUUGUGACAGUUUUGAUUAUGUCAUCAGUAAUGUUACAAGUUUCCUCUUUCAGAAUAGUGCUGCAUACAUGGAUUGUUUAUUGGCAAAGGAAAAUUGACUAUUUGGCAAUAUUUUACCUAUGGGCAGAUUGAUGAAAAAAUUAUUAUUUAACUCUUAAUUCACGUGGCCAUUAGUAAUUAGGGAAAGUUACAUAGUGGUACGUAGUGGUCCUAGUCAAAAUUCAAGUCCUCCUAACUUAUUUUAAGGUUAAAUAUGCUGUUCAACAUUUAUAUAGGCUUCUGUUUCAAGACUUGUGGUCUCACACCAAAAUACAUUUAGUUUCUCUUUUAGGAUGGGGAAAAGGGCUCCAGUCUUAUAUUAGUAAAAUUUGUAGUUUCUUUUUCUGAAGCUCCACUGAUAAGGAAUUCUAUCAAAAUAAUUUGUGGAUACGAGGCAUAAUUUUAGUUAUUUUCAAACUUUGUUUUUUUUAUGUGAAAGCUAAUGGAAAUCAUAUACGUAAGUAAAAAUUAAGUCAAAGCUGUUCCAGUUGAAUUGGGGAGGGCAAAAAAAUUUAUUAGCUUACAGUUCUCACCUUUCUGUAGAUGGCCCUCUCAGAGCUCAGCUUGUAAACCACUGCACAACACACUUAAUGGGGGUGGGGGAGUUUGGGGGGAUCAUUGUUCCUUUUGAAAAUCUGAUGAAAGCUGUACACCCUCUUCCGAGAAAAAUGGACAUCAACACAUAAACAUAAAAUAUGUGCAAUUUUAGGGAUUCUGGAUAUAUUGAAACUUAUCAUAAACUCUUGGUUAAGGACCUCUGUCCUAUAAGAACACUGAUAUAUUAAACUAAGAACUUUGCUUUAAUCUUACCGAUUAAUGUUCAGAUUAGCACAUCUUGUAUAAACACUGAUAAUUUAUGAUGGAAAGGGUCUUCUGUACUGUGUGAUAAGAUAUCCCUAUCAAUGCCUCUCUUGCUGGUACAGCACUAAGACAUUUUAAACACACCCUUUUGAAGGCAUUGACAUGGUUGGCUCGACAGGCUUGAUAAAGAAAUAUUUCUGAAGGACUUCUAAUCAGAGAAUUGUAAGAAAAUGCACUAUGAGAUGGCAGUCUUCACUUCAUGGAACAUUUGAUUAGUUCUAUAAAAUUCUAUGCAAAACAAAUUUGUUCAAGAAUUUUUAGCUCAGUACUCAAAUUUUUAAGACAUCUCUCUUGCUCUUGGGCUUUCUCGGUCACAUUUAAAUUUCCGUUUAGUUGUUUUACUUCUCAGCACUAUGGUGCAGUAUAGUACAAAACCAACUUUGUUACAUUUAUGUUGUAGGAAAACUAAGGUGCUGUCUUCUCCCCCUCCCUCCCUACAAAGUCUGCGCUGCCCUUAUUUCUUAAGUGUAACAGACACUACAAAUUUUGUUUUUUGAAAUUUCCUGACAGUAUGAACUUUUUGUAUUUAUCUGAAGCUGUACAAGCCUCUACAAUCUGUAGGUUUAAUAGUUUGGAUAUACUUAUUAGCUGUCUUAUUCCCAAACUAUAUCCAGUUCUUCCAGUAUAGAACCUGGUGCUUCCUGACCAAAAAGAUAAGAACAGUAUCAGGAAUCUAUAUGCUUUCCAUUGAAAUGGAGUGAAAACAUUGGUUACACAUGCUUUCUGUUUUAAAAUUUUUCCACUCAUUAAAAACUGUCUUUGUUAUACUUACCCCUUUUAUGCAUAUCAAUAGUAUUUAUAAAAUGUGUUCUAUAAUUAUGUAAUUGUAGAUACUGUUGUGUAUUGUUCAGUGACACCCUAAGGCAGGCCCUAUUGCUGUAUCUUUUCUACCUUAUUUGUAAUAGAAACUAUAGAAUGUAUGACUAAGAAGUCACUUUGAGAAUGACUUUUUAAAAAAGUGAUUACCUUCUGCUGUUGCAAGUGCAAAACUGUGAGUGGAAAUGUUUUAUUCUGACUUAAUAUGUUAGAAAUUAGAAAAUACAGUGGGAGGAUUUUUAGAUAUUGCUGCUGCUGUUACCUAAGGUACUUUAGAAAUUUUCUUUAAUAAACAAAAAUAAAAAUCCCUUUGGUAUUUAAAGUGAAACAAUAGCCUGUUUGUUUUAAUCUAAAACAGAAAGUAAUUUGGGUCAACAUAUUGGUAAUAUUUGUAAAGCGCCUUAAUAUAUCCCUUUGUGGAAGGCACUGUACCAGUUUACUUUUAUAUUGUAUUGUAUAUAUAAGUAUUUUGUAUUAAAAUCAAAUGAAUACAACACUACAAUUUUAUAAAAUAAUGCUUUGUUAGGAAAAGGAAUUACAGCUUUGCAAUAUAAAUUGUUUUGCAUACUUUUGAAUGUAGUAGAUAUGAAUAAUCAGCCUGUGUUUUUAAUGAAUCUAUUUGUAUUUUCCCAAUCAUUUUAUCUAGUGUAACAUUUGGGGAUAAUAAAAAAACUUAAAAUCUUCCAA